AUGCAGUCAAUGUCCUCCAAGUUCCUCAACUUCCUCCUUCUCUUGGCCUUCUCCCUCUUCUUACUGGCCUUCCUCAACCACCUCAUAGCCUCAUCGCCACCCACUUCAACCUCUCUCUUUCCCAAUGAAGCCCUCCCCACCAAAAUUGGCUACCUCUCGGUCAAUCCUUCCGACUACAGUUCUGCCAUGUUUUAUGCCUUCUAUGAAGCUCAGAACCCCACUUCACCGGUCUCCCAAACACCACUUAUCAUAUGGCUCCAGGGUGGCCCUAGUUGCUCCUCCAUGUUUGGCAACUUCUUCGAGCUCGGCCCCUGGCGCGUGACAUCUCGCAAAGGCAGGCCUGAAACCUUUGUACUAGAACCAAAUCCGGGCUCUUGGAACCGCAUAUUCGGCCUUCUUUUCCUGGAUAAUCCGAUUGGAAGUGGGUUUAGUAUCGCUUCGGCAACCGAAAAGAUCCCAAGAGAUCAACUUUCUGUUGCCGAACAUCUUUUUGCUGCGAUCACUUCAUUUAUUGAGUUAGAGCCGUCUCGUCCACUUUACUUUACAGGAGAGAGCUAUGCCAGAAAGUACGUUCCAGCAAUUGGGUACUAUAUCUUGAAGGCGAAUGCUAACUUGCCGGUGUCACAGCGGGUGAACUUGGGUGGUGUUGCUAUCGGGAACGGCUUGACAGACCCGAUGACUCAGGUUGCUACUCAUACUGCGAAUGCUUACCAUUCUGGUUUGAUAAAUGAGAGGCAGAAAAGGGAGCUGGAGAAAGCGCAGCGGGAAGCGGUCAAACUGACAAAAAUGGGGAAGUGGAAAGAGGCAACAGAUGCUAGAACCCAGGUCUUGCUUAUGUUGCAGAGAAUGACAGGGCUGGCGACUUUGCAUGACUUUAGCAAGAAGGUUCCUUAUGAAACAGAAAUGGUUUUUGCCUUUUUGAAGAAAGAAGAGGUAAAGAAGGCUUUGGGAGUAAAGGAGUCAAUGGCUAACGAUGUAUGCAACGAUGAUGUGGCGGCUGCUUUGCAUGAUGAUUUCAUGAAAAGUGUGAAGUUCAUGGAUGAAUUUCUGCUGAAAGAGAGUAGGGUUUUAUUGUAUCAAGGUCAAUUCGAUAUGAGGGAUAGUGUGGUUUCAAUUGAGGCUUGGGUGAAGACGAUGGUGUGGGAGGGGCUUAGUCAGUUUUUGAUAACAGAGAGGAAGGUUUGGAGAGUAAAUAAUGGGCUUGCUGGGUAUGUGCAAAAAUGGGGGAAUUUGAGUCAUGUUGUGGUUUUAGGAGCCAGACAUCUUGUGCCUAGUGACCAGGCAUUGAAUUCUCAGGCAAUGAUAGAAGAUUGGGUUUGGGAGAGAGGGCUGUUUGGCUAUGAAGAGGAAGUAUCGUCUGUUUUUUCUCUUUUUGAUUAG
This is a messenger RNA of Carya illinoinensis, 1380 nucleotides long. Its product is annotated as serine carboxypeptidase-like 50. Gene Ontology annotation, molecular function: serine-type carboxypeptidase activity. The record is from RefSeq and is a predicted model, not a curated record. Gene Ontology annotation, biological process: proteolysis. NCBI's taxonomy places the organism in Eukaryota, Viridiplantae, Streptophyta, Magnoliopsida, Fagales, Juglandaceae. The transcript has a single exon. Bases 1 to 1380 code for a protein of 459 amino acids.